Adelges cooleyi (spruce gall adelgid) is the source of this 1931-nucleotide messenger RNA. It is a transcript of the gene Atg14, whose product is annotated as beclin 1-associated autophagy-related key regulator. Bases 224 to 1615 code for a protein of 463 amino acids. NCBI's taxonomy places the organism in Eukaryota, Metazoa, Arthropoda, Insecta, Hemiptera, Adelgidae. Gene Ontology annotation, cellular component: mitochondria-associated endoplasmic reticulum membrane contact site; extrinsic component of omegasome membrane; autophagosome. The transcript has 9 exons. Gene Ontology annotation, biological process: mitophagy; autophagosome assembly; cellular response to starvation. The record is from RefSeq and is a predicted model, not a curated record.
UUUAUAUCAUUCAAUUCAAUUAUUUUUAAUCAUUACUGGUUAAUCAACGUUAUUACUUAUUAUAAUUUAUAAUUAUUUGUGUUCUUUUAGUUUUAAAUAUUUAUUUUCUAGUUUCUACACUUAGGUUCAUAAAAACUGGAUAACUUGGUUGUGGUUAUUUAUUUACUAAACAGUAAUACACUUCCGCUACUUUCAAGUUUAUUUUGCAUUGGAUUUGUGACUUAUGGAUUAUCCAGUAAGUCGGGGAAGUAUUUCUCGAACAACCAUUUAUAAUGUACCAAAAAACAAUCAGAAGUGGUAUUGUGGUACAGAGCAGUGUCCCAUGUGUCGACAUUUCCAAAAAACCUUUCAUUGCCAGAAUUGUGUGAGCACUGGCGAUUUUGGGCAUUCCUUGAUCGAUAAGGGCAAAUUUUCAAAGAAACAAUUAAAAUAUAAUAGUAUUGUCUACAGUUGCGAGUCAUUAAAAACCGAUUGUACUAGAAUAUACUCGAAAAAACAUCAUAUUAUAUUAAAAAAAAAUGAAACUUCAAUAUUGCAAGAAAAAAUAAGAUUGCUUAAACUUUCAAUAUCGGACAAAAAUAAAGCCAUUGUCGACAAAAAAAGCUUACUGAAAAAACUAAAAGUAGAAAUUGAUAGCCAAAAAUCAAGAGUCGAUCGUUAUGGCAGACGUGUGGUACGGCUAGAAGAUUUUACCAAAAGCCAAGAAGUUAUUUUGAAUGAAAAAAUAGACAAAUUGCUUACUAUUAGACCAGACUUAAAAAAUGUUAUACGUGCGCGUAUCAAACAACUUGUGACUCAUAUAUUCUAUUUAAACGAAGUACAACCAAUAGUUUCACAAAAUGAAGAAUUGGGUAGUAACAACAGUUUGAGCAACGCCCUUGCCGAAGCUUCUCAGCUGACUUAUGUGUGUGGUCAGUGGGUCGACACUUGUGAAGAAUGGUCGAGGCAAACUGAACUUGCAUACCAAAUUGUUGCACCAACGUUGCCAGCAAACGGAGACUAUUCUUCAUAUUACGAAUGGGUUUCAGAUAAAAAUAAAGAUUAUGCAUUUAAUCAAACUUUUGCCGAACCCAAUCCGGCGUGUACAAUUAGUGCUGCAUUAACAUAUACCUCACAACUAGUAAAACAACUAUCGUUUUUCCUUGAUAUAUUUUUGCCCAGACGACAAAAUAUUAGCGAAUUUUGUGGAAAUGAAUUAAACGAAAUCAAAUUUUCAAAAUAUGUCACCCAUUUAAAUGCUAAUAUUUUGUAUUUAUGUUUUUCACAAAAUGUUAAUCCAAAUUUAUUGCAUCCUGAUUAUACAUUAAAAAAUUUACUUCAACUGCUCAACACAAAUAUUAGCGACUUAGGAAGAGUUGAACCAGCUAAUAUUGAUAAAAAAAUAUGUAGUAUACUUGAGGAAAAAAUUGCUGUACAAUUGUAUUCGUUCAGUGGUGAUUCUGAUUCAGAAGACGAUAACUAUUAUGAAUGGGAAGCUGUUCCUAAUGUUGAAUACCCGGCUGAUCACAAUCAAAUAUCGUUGCAGUCAACCAGCAGUGUGGUCAGAGCAGGCCUCGUAGCCAGUACGGCGGCAAGUUUAGCCUCAAUGUGGCGUGGAUGGACAACCAAUAGAUAAUUUUGACUUCAGUAUAUAAAUAUUACAUAAAAUGGCGUAUACUUACAAAUUUUCUUUAAUCCAUUUUUUAAAAGAAUUAUAUUUGCACAAACUUAGUUUGAUUCAUAAGUUUUAUUUUGUAUACAAUACUAUUUAAGUUUUUUUAGAUUUAAACAUAUAUUAUGACAGAACACAUUAUGGAGAAGCUCUAUUUUAUAUUCAAAUGAACCAAAUAAUUUUUUUUUCUUGUAGUAAACUCUUGAACCAAACCUAAAAGGUUCCUUUUUGCCAUAGGCAAUUAACAAAAUCAAAUCUAUUUUAGCAUAAUGUUAAUUUU